This is a messenger RNA of Diceros bicornis minor, 960 nucleotides long. Its product is annotated as transmembrane and coiled-coil domain-containing protein 5B-like. NCBI's taxonomy places the organism in Eukaryota, Metazoa, Chordata, Mammalia, Perissodactyla, Rhinocerotidae. The transcript has 11 exons. The record is from RefSeq and is a predicted model, not a curated record.
AUGGAAGAGGUUGGACACGACCCGUUGGAUGACAUGCAGGAGAUAAUGGAAAUACCAAAAUUGGAAGUCACAAAACAGAACCUGGACUACUUGAAUUCAGACCUUGAAAAGGACCUGCAGAGACUAGAUGAGGCAAAUUGCAUUCUUCUCAGAAAAAUUCAAGAGAAAGAAAAGUCUAUUCAAAGUCUGGAAAGAGAGAUCACCCUGUCAGUAGGACAAGCCCACGAGAGGGAAGAGUUAAGCCACAUCGUAUUUGAGAAGGAGGAAGCCCUGAGGGACCUGGAAUUAGAGACCGCAAAGCUGGAAAAAAGGAACGAGAUUCUAAGCAGUAACGUGGUGGAGCUUCAGAAGAAGAUUUCAAGGAGAUUUAAGAAUGUUGGCCUUGAUAAAGGAGUCCAAAAGCAGAUGUUGGCAGAAUUGAAGGUGAGACUACAAAAGUCAACAGAGUCCUGUGCAAAGCAAGAGAAGGAACUGGUCAAGAUGGAAAGCGACUACCAAUCAGUGUAUCAGCUCUGUGAGGACCAGGCCCACUACAUAAAGAAAUACCAGGAAAUUCUGAGGCAAAUGGAAAAGGAAAAGGAGAUGCUGCUUCUUGAAAAAGAAGUGUAAGUUUGGAAAAAUGACCUCCCCGAUGGACUGAAAUUCAAAGCCCAGAGCAACUCCUCUGAAAUAGUGAAACCUGGGUCAAUUCUGGUGGAGACCAUCCAAAGCAACAUGGAGAAGACCAUCAUUAAGAAACAGAAGAGGAUCUUUUGGUACAGGCAUUUCAGAUGUCUUGUCUUCAUGGUCAUGAUCUUCAUUAGGCUGCUGGGUUAUGUGAUUUUCCACCUGCAGUACAUAAACCCAGACCUUCUUGUGGAUGUCCUGCCCAUGGUAAUGAGCAGGGACACCUUGAAGAGGCUGAGGGAUGUCUUAUUUCCCUUCCUCACUCUCGAGGUGGAAGAAGUUCUACCACACUAG